AUGUCCCGCCUCGCUCAGGGCAAAUCGACGCCCAUGGUUCGCCGCGAUGGUCCACGUCCGACCAGCGAGACUCCAGACGGUGAGCUGCAAACACGGCAUCUUCCUGAACCGCUCGAAUUCACCACUGACAGACUCGACGCAGAGAUUUGCCCCGUGUGCAAGACUUCGCGGUAUAUGCGACCUACAAUGCGACUCCUCAUCAACCCGUCCUGCUACCACAAAAUGUGCGAAUCGUGCGUGGAUCGCAUCUUCUCCCACGGUCCUGCUCCCUGUCCAAGCAAGGGUUGCGACCAGACUCUCCGCAAGAAUCGCUUUCGGCAACAGACUUUUGAGGAUAUCAAGGUCGAGAGGGAAGUGGACAUCAGGAAGAGCGUGGCCCAGGUCUUCAACAGGCGGGAAGAGGAUUUCGAGACAUUGAAGGACUACAACGACUAUCUGAACGAGGUCGAGGACAUCACCUUCAACUUGAUCAAUGGCAUCGACGAGGAAGAGGCGAGAAAGAAGUUGAUUGAGCACAAGGAACUGUACGAAAACGAGAUCCGGGAGAAUGCGUCUCUGGCGCAGAAGCAGCAGUUUGAUUAUGUGAAGCUUCAGAAGGCCGAAAAGGAGCAGGCGAAACAGAGGCGAGAGGCUGCGAGACGAGAAGAAGCUGAGGAGCGCAGGGAGACGGAGGCGAGCAGGCGAGAUAUGCUAAGGAGGCUUGAGAAUGGACAGGAUCCCGAACAAGUCGCCAAAGAAAGACAACAGAUCCAGCUCAAGCGGCGUACGGAUCGGAGGGCUGCAGAACAGAGACAGGCGGACCCGCAAGCUGCGUCACAAAACAUACAAGGAGGCAGCGGAGACAUUGUCAUCAAAGGUCUUAAGACCAAAGCCAAGGCCGAGCCCGAGAAGCCUGUGGACCCCUUCGAUGGCCUGUCUUUUACAAGACAGUACUACGCAGUACAAGAUCUGUACGUCUGGAGUGGCAUUGCGCAGCCUAGGAAGGACAUCUUGGUCGGCGCUGGAGGGUACGACGUCACGACUUUCACCAAUCGCGCACUCUGUGAAGCUUUCUCUGGCCUGGGCGUGAUGAUCGCAGAUGAGGCAAUGCAGAGGGAGAGAAUGGCACAAGAGGGUACUGCGGUCACCACGAAAGACGCUUCCGAAGUAGCUGCGAAGGACGUUAAGAUGGAGGAUCCUUUCUGA
This is a messenger RNA of Lecanosticta acicola, 1185 nucleotides long. NCBI's taxonomy places the organism in Eukaryota, Fungi, Ascomycota, Dothideomycetes, Mycosphaerellales, Mycosphaerellaceae. The record is from the annotation of a GenBank genome assembly.